Lactuca virosa is the source of this 1884-nucleotide messenger RNA. The record is from the annotation of a GenBank genome assembly. NCBI's taxonomy places the organism in Eukaryota, Viridiplantae, Streptophyta, Magnoliopsida, Asterales, Asteraceae.
UUCCUCAGUGGGUCCAUAAAAGGAUUCUUGUUCAAAAGAAGUCACAAUUAUAGAGAAAGAUGUCAUUUUUGAUGGCAUAAAGGGAAAAAUAUCAAAAUUUUGAUGCUUCUCCUCAGUUUCAUUUCACAGAUUCAAAUCAAAAUCAAAUUUGUGGACCUCUUUUGAUUGCUUCCUAUCCGUCGCUCAUAAAUUCCCGUUUCCAAUGAUGUCGUCCACCAAUUCCUUCACAUUCCCUCACUCCCCCCGAAUCUCUUCAAUCAUUGUAGGUCACAACACCAAAACCCUAACAACAGUUCUUCAAAAUGUCUCUCACAAUUAAGCUGCGAAUCGCUCCCACCAUUUCACAUUUCGACCUCAAUCGCAAAACCCAGAAAAAUCCCAUCAUUUCACGAACACCCAUUUACCAUUCCAACAAAUUAUCCACUUCCCUCUUGUUUCGUACCAAAAAGAUGGCGGCGUCUCAUGUAGUCAAGAGUUCUCUGAUCGAACCAGACGGCGGCGUUCUGAUUGAUCUGGUUGUUCCAGAAAAUCAAAGGGAAUUGAAAGCUUCACAGGCGGAGGGAAUGGAGAAAGUGCAGUUAACGAAGAUUGAUUUGGAGUGGGUGCAUGUGAUUAGCGAAGGAUGGGCGAGUCCAUUGAAAGGUUUCAUGAGAGAAGAUGAGUAUUUGCAAAGUUUGCAUUUUAAUUCAUUGAGGAUGAAGAACGAUGAUGGGUAUGGGAGUAUAGUGAAUAUGUCUUUACCUAUUGUUUUGGCCAUUGAUGAUGCGACUAAAGAGAAGAUUGGUGGUGCUAAUGAUGUGGCUUUGGUUGGGCCUGAUCAGAAGAUAGUUGCCAUUCUAAGAAGCAUUGAGAUAUACAAACACAACAAAGAAGAACGAAUUGCAAGAACAUGGGGAACCAUUGCUCCCGGAUUACCAUAUGUUGAGGAAGUAAUAACUCCAAGUGGCAAUUGGCUCAUUGGUGGAGAUUUAGAAGUAUUAUCACCUAUUAAAUACAAUGAUGGUCUUGAUAGUUACAGACUUUCUCCUAAACAACUUAGGAAAGAAUUCGACAGACGUCAGGCGGAUGCAGUGUUUGCUUUUCAACUAAGGAAUCCAGUGCAUAAUGGGCAUGCAUUGUUGAUGAAUGACACACGUAGGAGACUUUUAGAUAUGGGAUACAAGAAUCCUAUUCUUUUGCUUCAUCCUUUAGGGGGAUACACAAAAGCCGAUGAUGUGCCACUUGAUGUUCGUAUGGAACAACAUAGCAAGGUGUUAGAAGAUGGAGUGCUUGACCCUGAGACAACGAUUGUAUCUAUAUUCCCAUCUCCAAUGCAUUAUGCGGGUCCCACAGAAGUACAAUGGCAUGCUAAGGCAAGAAUAAACGCGGGUGCUAAUUUCUACAUUGUGGGCCGUGAUCCAGCUGGCAUGGGUCACCCAACCGAAAAACGGGACUUGUAUGAUCCGGAUCAUGGUAAAAAAGUCUUGAGCAUGGCUCCUGGCUUAGAGAAGUUGAACAUUUUGCCAUUUAGGGUGGCAGCAUACGACACAGUAGCUAAACAAAUGGCUUUUUUCGAUCCUUCACGUGCUAAAGAUUUUCUUUUCAUCUCUGGGACCAAGAUGAGAACUUUUGCAAGAACAGGAGAAAGCCCUCCAAAUGGUUUUAUGUGUCCUGGAGGAUGGGAAGUUCUUGUCAAAUACUAUGCUUCUUUGCAAACAGAAGAAGCUAAAGCCACAGUGUCUGCUUAGAAAUCGCAUAUGCUAAUUUCCCUCUUACAAACGAAUUCACUUAACAAUUUUGAGUUGUAUUUUUUUUUUUUUGACUUUUGUGAUGAUUGUUCUUUAGUAUCCCUUGAUUAAGUUGUAUUAAUUCGUUUUUUUGAAAUGACCUAAAGGAUAUUGGUGC